CAGUAUUUUCAGAGAUUUGUCAGGAUUUUUAUACAGCCGGAAACCCGUAUUUCGAUGGAGACAACGACAUAGGAGGAGAAGGCUAUGAAGCCGUUUCUCAGGAUAAUAUCCAACGCUUCAAGCGCUACUUCAAUGAACAACCACAGUGGGUGCUGCCAAACGGAGCAACAUUUUUCAAUAUCAAUCGCUUCAGUAAAGUUAUGCCCGAACUGCAAGAUAACAAUGCCGGUGCAGACCUCUACUCGAUUAUCCUCAGUCAUAUGAGUUUACUGAAACAGACUGAUCAUUUUUCCCUGAAAGCCCUUGAAACAUUUCAACCGGACGUAAUAUUUUCAGCGCACGAUCAUACCUCCAAGUACACCAUAGUUCAAAAAGAUGCGCUAUUAACCAACCCUCCCUCUCUGGCACUUAACACUAAACGUGAUAAUCGACAUGAUCUGUCCACGUUCAAUCUGUACGGACUGCGAAGCAACCAACAACUGUUAGAAAUUUCGGUCCCUACGUGUUCCUACCGAAUGGGAGUAAUGAAAAUCGGUUACGGCUUCGCCGUGCUGGACGGAGCCACUUUGCGGUAUACCGUGCUGUGGACUUCUCAACGUUUGUACCAGCUGGCGAUAUACUCCCUGCUGAUCAUUCCACUGAAGCUACUGUGCGGACAAAUAUGGUGCAAUGUGCUAAAACGAUAUUGGUGUUGCUAUCGGAAAAGAAAUCGGAACUACCUACCAUUGCAUGCAAGUUAAAGUGAAUU
Molecule: messenger RNA, 748 nt
Organism: Topomyia yanbarensis
Lineage: Eukaryota; Metazoa; Arthropoda; Insecta; Diptera; Culicidae
Exons: 3
Coding region: 201-740 (179 amino acids)
Biological process (GO): GPI anchor biosynthetic process
Cellular component (GO): endoplasmic reticulum
Source: RefSeq, a predicted model, not a curated record